AGCUGUCAGUUUUAAUUUGUUUACGGUUUGGAUUUUUGUUGAUGAGCUUGUUCAUUUUUGCGCAAGAAGAAGUGAACAAACUUUAAUUAGGAUAUUGCUGACUUAAACAAAAUCCAACAAUAAAUCCAGUAAAUACUUUGUUUUAUAGCUAGUCAAAGGCAGUAGCUGAUGCAUUAUGGAUUCAACCAUAUCGGUUUCCAAAGGCUGUUUUGUUUUUAAAAAUGGUGCCACCCGAGCAGACAAGUCUAAAAAAGCCACAAAACGCAAAAAAGCAUCACCCGGUCAAACCGGCAUUCUGGGAAAGGAGAUAACAGAUCAACCAUUCUACGCGGUUUAUGCCGAAACUUGGAAUAAAAUACAAAGCCACAUAGAUGCCUUACAAAUUGAGAGCAGUGCCAAAACUUUGCAGGAAUUGGUGGACUAUGUUGUAAAGGAGAGUAAAAAUGAAGAAAAAUAUUUGGGACUGGUUGAAAUAGUACCCGCUGCAGCUCUAUUGACGGGCAUUAAUCAACCCGAUCACUUGGAACAAUUUGAUAAUCUCUCGCAUCGUAUCAAUGAACAAAUAUCGGCCAGUAUUUGUCUGCUGCAAUCGCGUGAUUGUUCCACAUUAAAAUCAGCCGUGGAAACUAUGGUUUAUAAUUUCAUUGAAGCUCCCCAUGAAGACGAUGAAGAUCGUGAUCAUAAGAGAUUGAGGAAAUCACAAUGCACUAUGAACCAAUUGAAGACAUGGUAUCGCAACAAUUGGCCGGAUGCAUCCCACAAAAAUCCCCAGUCAAAUGAAGAAGAUAAUGCAAAUAGCAAAGCUCGACACAUGCUUAUUGUUAUAUUGCCGGAUUUUGAAUGUUUCAAUGCAUUCAUAUUGCAAGAUCUUAUUUUGAUACUCAGCUCGAAUUGUACAGAUCUGCCGUUCAUGUUAAUUCUGGGCAUUGCCACAUCCAUUGCAGCGGUACACAAUGCCUUGCCCUAUCAUGUUACAUCAAAAAUUAAAUUGCGCAUUUUUAAAACACAAUCGGCUCCAGUUGGACUGAAUGAGAUCCUUGAAAAGGUCAUAUUAUCCCCCAAAUAUGCCUUUCAUUUGUCGGGCAAGGCCUUUAAGUUUCUAACCCACAUUUUCCUCUACUAUGAUUUUUCCAUAAAUGGUUUUAUACAAGGAUUUAAGUACUGUCUAAUGGAACACUAUUUCCAAGGCAAUGCCUACGCCUUGUGCUGUAACUAUUCCACUUCCUUGACCAAAAUCAAGGCUCUCACCCAUGAUGAUAUGGAGAUGAUACGCAAACAAUUAUCGUUUCGUCCAUAUGUGGAAAGCAUUAAUGACUGCAAACGCAUUAUUGCCAUACUAACCGACGAUGAUUAUCUGAAAAAGAAACUGCCAAGUCUCCUAAAAGAGUGUCAUAUCUAUUUUAUGCUUUAUCGCAUCUUUUUGGAAUUCCUAACCGUUUUGGUUGAGGACUUACCCAAAUGUCCAUUGGGCAAAUUUCGUCGUGAGUUGUAUGCCACAUGUUUGGCCAAAGACGUUUGCUCACAGCCAGAAUAUAAAGAAUGUUGGCAAGUAUUGGCCUUUAUGUCUAAAGAUGAAUUUGUGGCAAAAAUCUCCAAGGCCAUUACCCAAACUCAGGAAUUCUAUGAACAGGAGAUACAUGAAAAGCUGGAAUUGUUCGCAGACUGUGAGGAGAUAGUUAUUACCAAAUUGCAUGAUGUCAAGGAACUGCUUACCAAAGUUGUUAUGGCUGGCAUGGAUGCCGGCAAAUCACAGCAGCAGCAGCAACAGCAAACCACAGUCACAUCUCCGGAAGAGUUAAAACAAGUCUCCUCACGCCAAGAUCUAAAAGAUAAACUUUUGCAAAUGUCUAAGGAACAAAAACCUGUAUCGGAAUUUGCAAAGUCGGUGCAGGAAACAUUGGAUUAUAUUGAAAAAGAAAUUGUUAUGACUCACUUGGGCCCCCUACAAAAGGCUCCGCCAUUGCAUGAGUUGUUUGUAUUUUCCGAUAUAGCCACUGUUAAGCGAAACAUUAUUGGUGCACCGCGUGCUGCCUUGCAUAUGGCCCUUAACAAUCCCCAUUUCUAUUUACAAUGUAAAUGUUGUAAUCUGCGUGAAAAUACCCAAUUACUGCCCUCACUGCCCGACAUAUCGGUGAUGUAUAAACUACACUUGGAAUGUGGCCGUAUGAUAAAUCUUUAUGAUUGGCUACAAGCCUUCCGUUCGGUUGUUGAUUUUACCGAAGAUGAUCAGGAACAAAUUGAUCCGCAGAUACAAGCCCGCUUUACCCGUGCCGUGGCAGAGUUACAGUUUUUGGGCUACAUAAAAAUGUCGAAACGUAAAACGGAUCAUGCAACGCGUCUAACAUGGUAACUUCGCAUUGUCAUUGUUUUUGCCGUCAAUUAAAAAAAAAUAAGUUAUUUUUUGUACUUUUUUUGAUAUUAUUGGAAAAAAAUAUAGAUAUUUUUCUUAAAUAUAUGAAUGAAAAAAGCCUUUAA
Musca domestica (house fly) is the source of this 2475-nucleotide messenger RNA. RefSeq names its product origin recognition complex subunit 3. Gene Ontology annotation, cellular component: nuclear origin of replication recognition complex; nuclear pre-replicative complex; DNA replication preinitiation complex. Gene Ontology annotation, biological process: DNA replication initiation; DNA replication. Gene Ontology annotation, molecular function: DNA replication origin binding. The record is from RefSeq and is a predicted model, not a curated record. Lineage: Eukaryota; Metazoa; Arthropoda; Insecta; Diptera; Muscidae. The transcript has 5 exons. The coding region runs from base 176 to 2350 and encodes 724 amino acids.